This is a messenger RNA of Boeremia exigua, 381 nucleotides long. RefSeq lists its product as uncharacterized. The record is from RefSeq and is a predicted model, not a curated record. The coding region runs from base 74 to 340 and encodes 88 amino acids. The transcript is spliced from 4 exons. Lineage: Eukaryota; Fungi; Ascomycota; Dothideomycetes; Pleosporales; Didymellaceae.
CGUUAACGUUUCUCAUCCACAACCAUUCCUGACACCAAACACUAGUCAUACGCGCCACAAGCCCUUCCAAAACAUGAGGUCUGCUCAAAUCUUCUUUGCGCUCGCCGCUAUUGGCACUGCAGCUGCCUACCCAACAGCGGCGAUUUCAGCCAGCCCUGAUUUGGCUCCUCAGACUGCUGAGGUUGCUAAGAGAGACGAUGCUAGCGUCGAUGAGAUUUCAGCUGGGCUCUACAUAGACUGGGACAGCACUGGCGGCAAAGAGAAGAGGGAAAAAUUCAGCGUUGAUGAGAUCUCCGCUGGGCUCUACAUUGACUGGGACAGUACUGGUGGUAAGAACUAAGAGUCACUAAACAUUGCCGCAAGAUGUUUAUCUGUUAGAUA